Messenger RNA from Anopheles cruzii, 396 nucleotides. RefSeq names its product phosphoinositide 3-kinase regulatory subunit 4-like. Gene Ontology annotation, molecular function: protein serine/threonine kinase activity. The coding region runs from base 100 to 396 and encodes 98 amino acids. NCBI's taxonomy places the organism in Eukaryota, Metazoa, Arthropoda, Insecta, Diptera, Culicidae. Gene Ontology annotation, biological process: macroautophagy; protein phosphorylation; late endosome to vacuole transport. The transcript is spliced from 3 exons. The record is from RefSeq and is a predicted model, not a curated record. Gene Ontology annotation, cellular component: phosphatidylinositol 3-kinase complex, class III, type I; nucleus-vacuole junction; late endosome.
UCAAUCCGCGGACGUUAAACAGCGUAUUUUCAACACAGACCAAUACAUCAUUGUAGUGUACCCCUCCGGAGCUCCGCGUCCGGUGCCGUUACCGACACGAUGGGCAAUCAGCUGGUGGCGUUGGCCCCGUCCCAGAUCUUCCCGGUAGAGCACUACCUAACUGGAACCUGCGAACUCGAGCUGCAGUUCGAGAAGAGUAUGGGCAGUACGCGUUUUAUGAAGGUGGCUAAGGUGAAAGUCGAUGAAGGACCGGUCGUGGUAAAGGUGUUUGUACGGCACGAUCCCUCGCUGCCUCUCGAACAGCACCUGGAGCGGAUAGAAUACAUCAAAAAGCAUCUCGCCAACGCGGUCAACUGUCUGCCGUUCCAGAAGGUGUUGACCAAUACAUCAUUGUAG